Molecule: messenger RNA, 2097 nt
Organism: Lepisosteus oculatus (spotted gar)
Lineage: Eukaryota; Metazoa; Chordata; Actinopteri; Semionotiformes; Lepisosteidae
Gene: gtpbp4
Product: GTP binding protein 4
Biological process (GO): ribosomal large subunit biogenesis
Cellular component (GO): nucleolus
Molecular function (GO): RNA binding; GTPase activity; GTP binding
Source: RefSeq, a predicted model, not a curated record
CUUCCGGGUAGCCUCACGCGGCAUCCUCUGGAGGAGAAGUGUGCUUCGCGGUGUGGAAAGAUGGCUCUCUACAACUUUAAGAAGAUUAUGGUGGUUCCCACCGCAAAGGACUUCAUAGAUAUCACAUUGUCAAAAACACAAAGGAAGACUCCUACAGUUAUCCAUAAGCACUAUCAGAUCCAUCGUAUUCGUCAUUUUUACAUGAGAAAAGUGAAAUUCACCCAGCAGAACUACCAUGACAGACUCUCCCAGAUCCUGACUGAUUUUCCCAAACUGGAUGAUAUCCAUCCUUUUUAUGCCGACUUGAUGAAUGUUUUGUACGACAAAGAUCAUUACAAGCUGGCUUUGGGACAGAUUAACAUAGCUAAGAAUCUCAUUGACAAUGUUGCCAAAGACUAUGUCCGUCUUAUGAAGUAUGGGGAUUCUCUUUAUCGCUGCAAGCAGCUUAAACGGGCUGCUCUUGGACGAAUGUGUACUAUCUUGAAGCGACAGAAACAAAGCUUGGAAUACUUGGAGCAAGUGCGUCAGCAUCUUUCCCGUUUACCAACCAUUGAUCCGAACACCAGGACUCUUUUACUCUGUGGAUAUCCAAAUGUUGGGAAGUCGAGCUUCAUUAACAAGGUCACCAGAGCAGAUGUUGAAGUGCAACCAUAUGCAUUUACCACAAAGUCUCUGUUUGUUGGUCACAUGGAUUACAAGUACUUGCGCUGGCAGGUGGUUGAUACUCCAGGAAUCCUGGACCACCCCCUGGAAGAGAGGAACACCAUCGAGAUGCAGGCCAUCACAGCCCUGGCUCACCUGCGAGCCGCAGUCCUGUACGUGAUGGACAUCUCCGAACAGUGUGGACACACGCUGGAGCAGCAGCUGGAGCUUUUCAGGAACAUUAGGCCUCUUUUUGCAAACAAGCCUUUGAUCAUUGUGGCCAACAAGUGUGAUGUGAAGAGGAUCGGUGAACUCUCCGAGGAAAACCAGAAAAUCUUUGCUGACAUUAUGGCAGAGGAUAUCGCUGUCAUUGAAACCAGCACCUUAACAGAAGAAGGGGUUAUUAAAGUAAAAACAGAGGCGUGUGAUAAAUUGCUUGCCCAUCGUGUUGAUGCAAAGAUGAAGGGAAAGAAAGUACAUGAUGUGCUGAACAGACUGCAUUUAGCUGUGCCUGCUAAACGAGACGAAAAGGAAAGACCACCUUUCAUACCUGAAGGGGCUUUACUUCGCAGGAAAGCAAUGGAUGUUGAUGUACCUAAACGCAAACUGGAGAGAGAUCUCGAGAUGGAACUUGGUGACGAUUACGUCCUGGACCUGCAGAAAUACUGGGACCUGAUGAAUGCAAAUGAGAAGAACGAUAAGGUCCCAGAAAUAUGGGAAGGCCACAAUAUAACAGAUUACAUUGAUCCUGAGAUCAUGAAGAACCUGGAAGAGCUGGAAAAGGAAGAGGAACUGAGAGAGAAGGCAGGAGAAUACGACUCGGAUGAAGAAAGCGAAGAUGAGGAGAUGCAGGAGAUCCGUCAGCUGGCCAAACAAAUCAAAGAGAAGAAGAAAUUGAAAAUCCUGGAGUCGAGAGAGAAGGAUGUACAUGGGCCACGCAUGCCCAGAACCACAAAAAUGGUUGAAAGAAAAACCCUUGAAAAGGAGAUGGGAAAUCUUGGUCUGGACAUGACUGAUAAAGAUAAUAGUCACUACGCUAUCCAGGGCCGAAGAUCUAGAAGUGUUGCUAGGAAACGCAAACGGGAGGCAUCUGAGGCCCCUGCAUCUCGAACCCGUAGUCAGAGUGCCUCUCGUCCUCCAAGGGAUGUUUCAGGUGUUCGUGAUGCCAAGAUGUUAAAGAAAGCCAAGAUGUUAAUGAAGAACUCGCAGAAAGAGAUGAAUCGCAUGGGCAAGAAAGGGGAGUCUGAUAGACAUGUGUUUGACCUCAAACCUAAACACCUUCUGGCAGGCAAGAGAAAAUCAGGCACCACUGACCGCAGAUAAGGAGGGUCCUCUGCAGCAGAGGUGUCAAUUAAUCUCUACCAUCAGGCUGUUUUUAUGUGAAAAGGCAUCACUGAAGUUUUGAAUGUUUGGUUGUUUUUUUUUCCUUCAGUAAAAUUUAAAGUUAAGACUCUU